AUGAGCAUUAUCACUCCAAAAUCUGCACUAUGGGUCAUUGAUUCCGGUGCAACAGAUCAUGUGACUUUUGACUUAAAAGAUUUUGCAAGUUUUCAAAAUAUUGAUCCAAUCAAUGUGAUAUUGCCAAAUGGGACCAAAACUCUGGACGUCAACACUGCCUUCCUUCAUGGAGAUUUGGACAAGGAAGUUUAUAUGAAGUUACCACCCGGUUUGGCUGUAUCACAACCAGGUUUGGUUUGUAAAUUGCAAAAAUCUCUAUAUGGGCUUAAGCAAGCAAGCAGGCAAUGGAACAUUAAGCUCACUCAGACUCUUGUGGAUGCUGGUUAUAAGCAGUUUUUUUAUGAUCAUUCACUCUUCAUCAAGAAACAAUCUGAAAGCUUCACUGCCAUUCUAGUAUAUGUUGAUGACAUGGUUUUAACCGGGAAUGACAUUGGUGAAAUCAAUUCCAUCAAGCAAGAUUUGGAUGACAAAUUCAAAAUAAAGGAUCUUGGUGAUCUCAAAUACUUCUUGGGAAUGGAAGUAGCACGCUCUAACUCUGGAAUUCACAUUUACCAGCGGAAGUACACCAUGGACCUUCUCAGAGAUUUUGGUUAUCUAGAUUGCAAGCCUCUCUCUACUCCAUUUGAUUAUACUCAGAAACUCUCAAAGGAAUCAGGUACCAUUUUAACAGACAACACUGUUUACAGACAGCUCAUCGGCCGACUCCUUUACCUCACAAACACUAGACCCGAUAUCUCUUAUGCUGUGGGACGUUUGAGCCAAUUUUUGGAUUGUGCAACCACUUCUCACCUACAGGCUGCUUUUCGUGUACCCCGAUAUUUAAAAGGCCGACCUGCAACUGGUCUCUUCUUCACCUCUACUUCUAAUCUGCAUCUUACUGGAUUUGCCGACGCUGACUGGGCUACCUGUGCCGAUACUCGUCGCUCUGUUUCCGGUUAUUGCUUCAUGCUUGGGAACUCACUCAUUAGCUAG
Molecule: messenger RNA, 972 nt
Organism: Arachis ipaensis
Lineage: Eukaryota; Viridiplantae; Streptophyta; Magnoliopsida; Fabales; Fabaceae
Source: RefSeq, a predicted model, not a curated record